GCACACAUUUUUAGCACGUCAGGCUAAUGCAAAUUACCUUACCCUUGGGAGACCAAAGCUCUGGCACACAAGAGAAGAGAUCGAAGCAAGCCAAAGUGUUGUUGUAAGUGCGUUAAAAGUGGCUUGGGAUAAACCAUCUGCCGGGUUUAAGAACCUGAACCAGCCCACAGCCGAGCUACAGAAUGGAGCAUCUCCGGCUCUUGCUGAUCGCCCUCUCGCUGACCCUGGCCCAUUCGGCCUACAACAGCGCAGGCGGACCACGGCCACCCCGUCCAGUGCGCACUGUUGAGCCGCUUUUGCAAUGGCAGCAGCUGGAGUACGGCUUCCCCACUGCCCAGGAUCGGCAGGACGCGCAGACAGCUGGAAAUCUGGUGCCCGAGAACGGGACCCCCAUCGAUGUGCAGGCGCAGCAUAUGGCCAAUGGCAUGGUGCGGGUGUUCACAACGAUUCCAAGAUUCGCCAACGGCAUCCCCUACACGCUGGCGACAGUCUCCGAUCAAGUGGGAGGGAAAGGCCCUCUGCUGCAACCCUAUCCCAGCUACUCCUGGCACAACGGCCAUGGCGAAAACUGUGAUCUGAUCACCUCGGCCUUCCGUGUGGCUAUCACUGAGUGCCAUCAGAUGUGGGUGAUCGACUCGGGCAUAAUUGGAACCGAUCAGCUGUGCCCACCACAGCUCCUGCAGUUCGACCUGAAAACCGAUAGCCUCCUGCACCGCUACCGUUUCCCCAACGACACCUACAUUCCACGGGGCUCGCUCUUCAUCACGCCGAGUGUCCUGGUGCAAGAUCCACCACCACGCGGCACCUGCAGCCGCACCAUGAUCUACAUUGCUGAUGUCAACUACCACGGUCUGGUCGUGUACGACCACCAGGCGAAUACCGCCUGGCGAGCCGAGAACCGCUUCAUGUACCCCGAUCCGGACUAUGGGCGCCACACUAUUGCCGACGAGAGCUUCGACCUGAUGGAUGGUCUCUUCUCGGUGAACAACGACAAGCGCAACCUAUACUUUCAUCCGCUGGCCAGCGUUGGAGAGUAUGCCGUGCCCCUAAGUGUGCUCAACCGAAGGGAGAACUGGGCGAGCGGAGUGGAGGCCAUGGCGGAUCAGUUUAAGCUACUGGGCAGGCGCAAGAGCGAGUGCGCCGCCUCGGCCAUCGACAGCAUGAACAAUGUCUACUGCGUCACUUUCAAUCCCAUCAAGCUGUUUGUGUGGAAUGUCAACACUCCCUACAGCUCGCGGAAUUUUGGCGCCCUGCCAGCCAAGUCCGAGGAUCUGCAAUUCGUCAGCGGCAUGAAGGUGGUCCGCAAUCCGGCCGGCUACGAGGAGCUUUGGCUGCUCUCCAACCGCUUUCAGAAAAUUUCUGCGGGAACACUGAACUCCAACGAAGUGAACUUCCGGAUUUUGCGCCGCAAACUGGAUGAUGUCCAGGGCGGCGUGUUUUUUGCCAGCGAUGAUGAGCUCUCCAACCGACUGGUGUUCAAACCAUGAGGGGGAAAUCAAUUGCUAAUAUAAUUCGUUAUACCCCUUA
Drosophila persimilis is the source of this 1527-nucleotide messenger RNA. It is a transcript of the gene yellow-d, whose product is annotated as major royal jelly protein 1. The transcript has 4 exons. Lineage: Eukaryota; Metazoa; Arthropoda; Insecta; Diptera; Drosophilidae. The coding region runs from base 183 to 1487 and encodes 434 amino acids. The record is from RefSeq and is a predicted model, not a curated record. Gene Ontology annotation, cellular component: extracellular region.